AUGGCCAAGAUCGGCACGCAAAGAGUAAAGACUGGCUGCACAACCUGCAAGAUCCGCCGGAUCAAAUGCGACGAGGCGCGCCCAUCCUGCGCGCGAUGCAUCUCCACCGGCCGCAAGUGCGACGGCUACGUCCUCCCACCAACAACAACAUACUCCUGGGCGCAGCUCCUGCGGUCAUGCCCCUUGCAGAACACAUCCUCGAUCCGGGCCGCGCAGCCGAGCAAAGCGAGCAGAGUUCACGCCGAGCGAGCAAUGGACUAUUACCGCAAAGUCACCGCGCCGCAGUUUUCCGGCUCUCUCAACUCGUACUUCUGGUCCAACGUCGUGGUCCAAAUGUCGGACCAGGAGCCCGUUGCCAGCCACGCUGUGCUGGCCCUCAGCUCCAUCUACGAGACGUUCCGCCAGGGAUCCCACGAGGCGAGUUCCUUUGCCGUGUGGCAUUACAACGAGGCGAUCAAGCUCCUGCGCACGACGACGGACCGCGCCCUAAUUCUCUUUGUCUGCAUUCUCUUCAUCUGCAUAGAGCUGCUCCGCCGGAACCCAAAGGACGCCAUCGCCCACUGCCGGCACGGAAUCAAUAUUCUAAACGAGAUUCACAACGAGUCCGACUUUUUGCGAAACCACAUCACGCCCGUCAUACGUCAGCUGAGCGUUGCGCCCUAUCACUAUGGGGUUAACCCCGCGACGUUCCCGACGGUGCGCAAGCCUUUGCCGACAGCAACCCAACGGCUGCAGAAUGUGGCGGAGGCUCACGCUCGGCUUUUGACGAUACACGUCCGCCUAGCUCGAUAUGUAGAAUCCGUCAACGAACGACGUCUCGAGACGGGGCAGGAGGGGCCGGAGCCUGGCGCGAGGUGGACUGGCCAGUUCAUACAGGUUGACCUGGAUGCGUGGUAUAAGGCGUAUAGGGAACUGAAAAAGGAGGAGAGGUAUACUAGUAGAGAGGAGGAGAUGAUGCGACUGCUUGACAUCCGGUACCUCGUGACGAAGAUUACGCUUUUGACGUCGUACAAUUCAGGCCAGGGGGAGUGCGCAAAUGACGAACACAUUGACAAAUUCCGCGCAAUCGUCGUCCUCGCUUCACAAGCGGAAGACUCGUCAGAAUCGUCGCCCAAAUCCACCUCGUCGUCCACCUCCUCGUCAAAAUCCUCAGCGGGCUGGGCCACUGACAGCGCUCUCGAGCUGGGAUAUAGCUCGCUCCUAUUCGUGGUCGCCGCAAAGUGCCGUCGUCUGAAGCUGCGGCUUGAGGCGCUGAGGCUGAUGAAGAAGCUUAUGGUGCCGUCGAGGAAUAUCUGGGAGAAGGCGCUGACGUGGAGGAUAGCGCAGCGGGUGAUUGAACUUGAGCAUGAAAUCACCCUCGACGACGAGACUGACUUGGACGCCUUAGUCAGUGCCGAUGAAGGCGAGUUCGUCCCGGAGGAGAGACGCGUAAUCAAUAUUGAGUUCCGAUGGCCUCCAGACACUACGAUCCCCCCGCGGAGAAGUGUGAUGUUUUUUACGAGAGAUGGGGUCACUGGUGAAACUAAGGCAAGGGAAGAAUUUCUGAUAGCACAAUAA
Molecule: messenger RNA, 1557 nt
Organism: Colletotrichum orchidophilum
Lineage: Eukaryota; Fungi; Ascomycota; Sordariomycetes; Glomerellales; Glomerellaceae
Product: C6 zinc finger protein
Exons: 1
Coding region: 1-1557 (518 amino acids)
Biological process (GO): regulation of DNA-templated transcription
Molecular function (GO): zinc ion binding; DNA-binding transcription factor activity, RNA polymerase II-specific
Source: RefSeq, a predicted model, not a curated record